Nothobranchius furzeri (turquoise killifish) is the source of this 2525-nucleotide messenger RNA. RefSeq names its product activin A receptor, type 1 like (gene acvr1l). Gene Ontology annotation, biological process: heart development; cellular response to growth factor stimulus; transforming growth factor beta receptor signaling pathway. Lineage: Eukaryota; Metazoa; Chordata; Actinopteri; Cyprinodontiformes; Nothobranchiidae. Gene Ontology annotation, cellular component: BMP receptor complex; plasma membrane. The record is from RefSeq and is a predicted model, not a curated record. Gene Ontology annotation, molecular function: transmembrane receptor protein serine/threonine kinase activity; ATP binding.
UUGGUGACGUCAUUUGUGGCUGGAAAAGGGAAAACAGUCGGUGGGUGGGUUGGGCUGGAGUUGUGGUUUCGGCGUUUGGACGUUGCAAAUCAACCUGGAACGAUUAUUUGAGCUCAGCUGCCAACUGCAGAGACGUCCCAGAAUGAGUUAGAAACGUCGCCUCGUGCCAGCGCUGAAACAUGGCUCUGAGCAGCUUCCAUGUGCUCCUGCUGCUCCUCCUGCGGGCUCUGCUGGCAUCAGCUGAGGGCUCAGACGAACAUCUGGAGUGUAUCUGUGAAGGCCCAAAGUGCCUCCAGGCCUCAGAGUGCCGCGGCAGCAGCUGCUUCUCCUCGAUAAGGGUCAGUGGCGGUGAGGAGCUGUUUGAGCGCGGCUGCCUAAAAGGACCUGAGCAGAUCCAGUUGCAGUGCUCCACCUCGCCGUUCCCCCACCAGGCUAUCUUGUGCUGCUCCCAGCACCUGUGCAACAGCAACACCAACAGCAGCUCGCUCAAGUCUCGUCUUCUGUCAGCUCCUGAAGGGGAACCGGUUCGGUAUCGAGUGGAGACAUUAGCUCUCUUUGUUCUCGGUCCUGUGGUGGUUCUGGUCCUGCUCUCUGUGGCGUUGGUGCUGGCCUGCAGGAGGCUCCAUCAUGGCCGCCUCCAGAGGCUGCAGGAGUUUGACACGGAGCAGGGAGAUGGUCUCAUCACCUCCAACGUGGGGGACAGCACCUUAGCGGACUUACUGGAUCACACGUGUACGUCUGGCAGCGGUUCGGGGCUUCCCUUCCUCGUACAGAGAACCGUGGCCCGCCAAAUCAGCCUGGUGGAGUGUAUAGGUAAGGGGCGGUACGGAGAGGUGUGGAGAGGCCAGUGGCAGGGCGAGAAUGUCGCUGUGAAGAUCUUCUCCUCCAGGGACGAAAAGUCGUGGUUCAGAGAGACGGAGAUCUACAACACGGUGCUGCUGCGACACGAAAACAUACUGGGGUUCAUGGCGUCUGACAUGACGUCUCGGAACUCCAGCACCCAGCUGUGGCUCAUCACCCACUAUCAUGAAAACGGUUCCCUCUACGACUACCUGCAGCGAGUGGCGGUGGAGACGUCGGAGGGCUUGGCCAUGGCGGCGGCGAUAGUGUGCGGCCUGGUGCACCUGCACACCGAGAUCUUUGGCACUGAGGGGAAACCGGCCAUCGCUCACCGAGACCUGAAGAGCAAAAACAUCCUGGUGACCAAGGAGCUGCGCUGCUGCAUCGCCGACCUCGGGCUGGCAGUGACUCACUCACAGGCAGACAACCUGCUGGACGUGGGCAACAACCCAAAGGUUGGCACCAAACGCUACAUGGCACCAGAAGUUCUGGAUGAAACCAUUCAGACCGACUGCUUUGAUGCCUAUAAGAGAGUGGACAUAUGGGCCUUUGGACUGGUGCUGUGGGAGAUAGCGAGACGCACGUACAGCAAUGGUAUCGUGGAGGAGUACAAGCCGCCGUUUUACGAUCAGGUGCCAAACGACCCCAGCUUUGAGGACAUGAGGAAGGUGGUGUGUGUGGAGCAGCAGCGGCCUUUCAUUCCCAACCGCUGGUUCUCAGAUCCUACGCUCUCUGCUCUGGUGAAGCUGAUGAAGGAAUGCUGGUACCAGAACCCGUCUGCCCGGCUCACAGCCCUGCGCAUCAAGAAGACUCUGGAGAAGAUUCACAGCUCUCUGGAGAAGGGCAAGGAGUCCUGAGGGUGUGUGUGUGUGUUGGAGGCAGCUGCAUGACGUCAGGGAUUCAAUAAGAGCUCAAUGUUAUAAUGAGGAGAAGCUAAUCAGAUGAUGAACUGGAGCAGCAGCCGUCCUUCUUUCUGGUCGACUACACGACUGUAGAGAUGUGUCUGGAGACGCCCGCCUUCGCUGAACCAGCUGACCUGAACAGUUACAGCGUGUGUGUGUGUGUGGACACCGGUGGCUGUAACACACACUUCCUUCUGGAUUCAGCCUUACUACAAACACACCAAACACUACAUUUCUGAUUUCCAGACAGCAUUUUUUUUUCUUUGGGAAGUGGCGCUCUCUGUUCAGACACGAUAAAAUGCUCCUCUUUAUUAGAACGAGCCACAAAAACAGGAAAUGUCCUCGUAGGAGGAAAAGAGCUACAGCUGGUUUUUAAACACUUGUUUUUUGAAGAUAUUAUAUGAUAUUUAUAUAAUAACUCUCCUGUUACCACACUACUGAGGAUAUAUGUAUGUAUGAUGAUUGUACUUAUGUAGGCUGACAGCAGGAAGUGAAACGUGUUUGUGGGAAAAGGAUGAAACACAAUAAGGAUCUUUAAAUAGGAGUUUGUAUAAAAGUCUUUGUUCUUUAUUCCCUGAUUUAAACAACGGUGGAGUUAAGUGGGCGACCAGUAAGCCCUCAAAACAAAACAACUUUACUGGAAACGGUUUAAUCCAAGACUUUUUUAAAUAAGCAGUUGCCUCGGUUUACAAAGAAAUUAGUUCACAAGUGCUGGUUUUGUUUCAAGAGGGAAAACAUGUUGCUUUGUGUUUUUAUAUGUAAUAAAACAUUUACUGGACUUUU